This is a messenger RNA of Opisthocomus hoazin, 1190 nucleotides long. RefSeq names its product zinc finger C4H2-type containing (gene ZC4H2). Gene Ontology annotation, cellular component: nucleus. Lineage: Eukaryota; Metazoa; Chordata; Aves; Opisthocomiformes; Opisthocomidae. Gene Ontology annotation, biological process: positive regulation of neuron differentiation. The record is from RefSeq and is a predicted model, not a curated record.
CUACAUUGUGUCUAUUGUAUGUUUUUUUCUUUUUCCCCUCUGACGUUUUGUACAUUUUACGGGAGUUUAAAUCGGGAGUGAAAAGCAUGGCAGAUGAGCAAGAAAUUAUGUGCAAACUCGAGAGUAUCAAGGAGAUCAGGAAUAAGACUUUGCAGAUGGAAAAAAUAAAGGCACGACUGAAAGCAGAAUUUGAAGCCCUGGAGUCUGAGGAGAGGCACCUGAAAGAAUACAAACAGGAAAUGGACCUACUGCUGCAAGAGAAGAUGGCCCAUGUGGAGGAGCUGCGACUGAUCCAUGCUGAUAUUAAUGUGAUGGAGAAUACUAUCAAGCAGUCGGAGAACGAUCUCAACAAGCUCUUGGAAUCUACCCGUCGCCUGCAUGAGGAGUAUAAACCCCUGAAGGAGCAUGUAGAUGCUUUGCGGAUGACUCUGGGAUUGCAGAGACUGCCAGAUCUAUGCGAGGAGGAAGAGAAACUGUCCCUUGACUACUUUGAAAAGCAGAAAGCAGAAUGGCAGACCCCCCUCCAAGGGUCUCUGGCUGCAGCUGCAGCGGCUGCCCAACAGCUGCAGGUGGCUAGGAAACAAGAUACCAGACAGACAGCAACUUUCAGACAACAGCCACCUCCAAUGAAGGCAUGUUUAUCGUGUCACCAACAAAUUCAUCGGAAUGCGCCCAUUUGUCCACUCUGCAAAGCAAAGAGCCGAUCUCGGAAUCCCAAAAAGCCCAAGAGGAAACAGGAUGAAUGAAACCCAGAAGACUGACAAGCAAACGCUUGACCUGUUCCAGUACUCUUCCAGUAGAACUGCAAAUUUGGCCAGACUUUACUGAAGUGCAGACUCAAGUAUGACCAACCCACUGAUUUCUGUUUAAUGCAGUGUAAGCACAAUGUUCCUGUUCUGUCUUAAUUUCCUUCCAGACCAUAGGAUUUGGUUUUAGGAAAGCAAGUAUUACUGGUGCUACAGUUUAACAUUUCAAUCAUUCCAUCUUCUGGACUUCUAAACAAAGUAGAAUUCUUAUGCAAGUAUCCUAAAUGCCAGGCUUUUCCUAUUGGCCAAAUGUGAUUACCACAAAGGCUUUUACGUUCUCUUUUUAAAAACAGAUGUUACUAAAAGAUUAUUGUGUUUUCUCCUGAUAACAGGAUACUAUUUGAAGUGCUGAAAUAGCAGGUGUGUCUGUUUUUUUCACUAAAG